Molecule: messenger RNA, 1572 nt
Organism: Cynara cardunculus var. scolymus (artichoke)
Lineage: Eukaryota; Viridiplantae; Streptophyta; Magnoliopsida; Asterales; Asteraceae
Product: tRNA-specific adenosine deaminase TAD3
Exons: 10
Coding region: 82-1332 (416 amino acids)
Biological process (GO): tRNA wobble adenosine to inosine editing
Cellular component (GO): cytoplasm; nucleus
Molecular function (GO): tRNA-specific adenosine-34 deaminase activity
Source: RefSeq, a predicted model, not a curated record
UACUCUCUUCAGCUAUUCCAAACACCGCGGUCUCUUUCUGUCUAUCGUCUCUCCUGUCUAAGAGAUCUGCAGUUAGGAAACAUGCACAAGUGUAAAGAGAAGGAAUGCUGGGAAAUCAUUCACAUCCCAGAUAAAUCACCCUUCCCUCCCCACCAACAACCCACCGUCAAAGUUUAUGCUGCUGUCAUUGAUCCUAAGCUCACCAACACUCUUGUCAGGAAGUUAAAUCAGAUUUUGCCACUAGAAAAUCUACGUCAUGUCAAACGGGUGCGAAAGCAAUGCCUUGAUGGAGGAUCCACUCGUUUAUCGGUGAUCUUAUGUUUAGCUGGUGAAAAUGAUAGCCAAUCGGAUAUCACACCUCAAGAGGUGGUCGAGCUAAUAGAUUCCUAUCAGUUGGAAACUUUCAUUACAAAAGUAUGCAGAUAUGCUCCAGUAUCAAAAGAAGAAUGGGAAGAACAGUGCAAGAUAUGGCCAACUUCUUAUCAUCCACCAACCUACAACAUCAGUGGCAUUACUGGGUUUUCGGAGGAAGAAUCACACUCCGUUUGCACCUUCAUGAAGCUAGCACUUGAAUUGGCAAAAUGCAAAGGCCAGAUGGUGAAUGCUGCUGUUAUCGUUGAUCCUUCAACCAACCAGGUGAUCGCCAGAGCAUGUGAUCAGGUCCACUCUUGCAGCUGUUCCAUAAAUCAUGAAGUCACUACUUCCACGUCAUUUGCGUAUAGAACUCAAAAUCAUGAUAAUAUGCUUUUGAAUUCUUCAGCUACAGAACCCAAGUUGUUAUAUCACGGGGGUUCUUGUUUAAAUCCGUGGCAAUGGUCCAAUCAGAGCUCAUGUGGUAGCUCUUGUUCGUGGCAUCCGUUAAGGCAUGCUGCUGUUGUUGCUAUUGAACAUUCUGCCGCCAGAGAUAGACGUCUUUUUCCUUGCAGUGGACUUGCUGCAGAUGAUCUUGAUGAAACAGAUCAUUUGCGGGCUGAUUUAACGUGUCCGUCUUCAAAGAAACAAAAGACCAAAUCUAUGCAAGUAAAGGACGACGACGAGCUCAACUCUCACUCGAAUGGCUGCCAUCCCGAGUUAGCCCGACCAUAUCUAUGUACCGGUUAUGACAUCUAUCUUGUUUGGGAACCGUGUGCAAUGUGCGCGAUGGCACUCGUUCAUCAAAGAGUUAAGCGCAUUUUCUACGGUUUCCCCAAUCCAACUGCUGGUGCACUUGGAAGUGUUCAUAGAUUACAAGGGGAGAAAAGCUUAAAUCACCAUUAUGCUGUAUUCAAAGUUAUGUUGCCUGAAGAAAUACACCUUGAUGAAGGUAAAUCACUAGUUUUAAGAAGUCUUUGAUAAGUCGUAAAACCGAACACGCCAUCAAAUGUACCGAGAGCUGGGGCGGAUUCAGUAUUAGCGUAGCGGGUGUCGGUGCCCCGCUCUAUUGUUCUGACGCAAUGGAAAAAGUUUUAGGGGGCGUGCACCCACUUUAAUCCGAUGUGUGUUUCAUUAAGUUAACAAAAAUUUGCUUUGCAUUUCGUAGUAUAGGUUACAAGUUCGAACCUUUUUUAUCAGCAAAAAACUAUUUAUAUGUCA